This is a messenger RNA of Cydia amplana, 401 nucleotides long. RefSeq lists its product as uncharacterized. Lineage: Eukaryota; Metazoa; Arthropoda; Insecta; Lepidoptera; Tortricidae. The record is from RefSeq and is a predicted model, not a curated record. The coding region runs from base 18 to 401 and encodes 127 amino acids. The transcript is spliced from 3 exons.
AGCAUUGAACCAGCAAUAUGGGACUAAAAAAUUUGCUUACACCGGUACUGGGUCUGCUGUUAAUUGUGAAUUUCGUGACUGCCAUUCAAUGGGACUUCGAGUUUGGUACCAAGCAGCUUGUGGACGCUGCCAAAAUUUACGAAAAGGAGGGCACUAUUCAUGUAUUCCAAUAUCGCAAUUUUUAUUCGUUUAGCGUGCCGGUGGGCAUGCAAGUCUCAUACGUCAGAGUAACAGUGUGGGGUCUCAGCCCUCCAAAAGUGGAUUACAAUGAGAACACUCACACCGUUUCUAUCGUUUACUCUUUCAUGCAACUUACACUCAGCACAUUCAAAAUACAAGUGGAAGGUGUUCCCCUUUAUAUUGGCUCUAGUGACGUCUCCAAGGCCCUUACCCGUGGUUAA